GCAGCACUCUGAUCUGAUGGCUCAGCCUGUUCACAGGAGGAGCUCUGCUGACACGUCAGAAAAGACACUUGUAAACACAUAGCUUGUAGCAGGCGAACCCCAGGAAAAAGACAGAAGACAGAGUUCAAACCUCACGCACAGGGCGCCUGCCUGUUUUCAAGAUGGACAGAAUAGGACCUUAAACUCUGGAGUUUAUGACUUGUCAAACAUAUGUAUAUUGAAUAAACCAACAAACUGUAAGUCUUUGUACAAGGCUGAUGGAAACAAUGGAUCAGAAGAUAAACUGUCCUAGCGUACGCAUUCCCAGCUAUGAUGAGCAUCGGGAGAAGAAGAAAAGAUUUACGGUUUACAAAGUUAUGGUUUCUGUGGGAAGAAAUGAGUGGUUUGUCUUCAGACGUUACGCAGAGUUUGAUAAACUGUAUAAUACGCUUAGAAAACAAUUUCCAGCUAUAAACUUAAAAAUACCUGCCAAGAGGAUCUUUGGAGAUAACUUUGAUCCAGAUUUUAUUCAGCAGAGGAGAGCAGGGCUGAAUGAAUUUAUCCAGAAUUUACUCCGGCAUACAGAACUAUGCAGCCAUCCUGAUGUCCAAGCCUUUUUAAAGCUAGACUGUGCUAGACUUCAGUCAGAUCCAUCAGAAGAUGAAGAUGAAAGAGCAGACCAGAAGGAUGGAUCACCUAUGCAAAAUGUCAACCUGGGACCAUCUGUGAAUCCUCAUGCUAAACCUUCAGACUUUGAAUACCUCAGACUGAUUGGGAAAGGUAGCUUUGGCAAGGUUGUCCUUACAAGAGGGAAGCGUGAUGGGAGGUAUUACGCAGUGAAGAUUUUACAAAAGAAAGUCAUUCUUAACAAGAAAGAGCAAAAGCAUAUUAUGGCUGAGCGAAAUGUGCUUCUGAAAAACGUAAAGCAUCCAUUUUUGGUGUGUCUCCAUUACUCAUUCCAGACCUCAGAUAAACUUUUUUUUGUUUUGGAUUUCAUUAAUGGUGGAGAGCUUUUUUUUCAUCUACAAAGAGAACGAUAUUUUCCUGAGCCCAGGGCACUUUUUUAUGCUGCAGAAAUCGCUAGUGCUUUGGGAUACUUGCACUCAAUUCAGAUCAUAUAUAGAGACCUAAAACCAGAAAAUAUCCUCUUAGACUCAAAGGGCCAUAUUGUUUUAACAGAUUUUGGACUUUGCAAAGAAGGGAUUUCAAACGCAGACAAAACUUUAACCUUUUGUGGGACACCAGAGUACCUAGCACCAGAAGUGAUAAAGAAACAGCCCUAUGACAACACGGUAGAUUGGUGGUGUCUUGGAUCUGUGCUGUAUGAAAUGCUGCAUGGCCUGCCUCCAUUUUACAGUCGUGACACGGCAACCAUGUAUGAAAACAUUCUGCACAAACCCCUGAUUACGCGGCCUGACAUAAACAUAACAGCAUCUGCAAUCUUGGAAGAGCUUCUUGAAAAAGAUCCAAAGCAAAGACUUGGAUCAAACAAUGAUUUUCAUGAAAUUAAGAACCAUCCAUUUUUUUCAUCCAUAAACUGGACAGAUCUGGUUGAAAAGAAGAUCCCUCCACCUUAUGAUCCUCAUGUGGACGGCCCAGAUGAUAUUUCAAAUUUUGACACAGAAUUUACAGACGCUAUGGUUCCAGACUCUGUCUGUAUAUCUUCAGACUAUUCUAUUGUUAACGCCAGUGUUGAAGAAGCAGAUGAUGCUUUUGUUGGCUUUUCUUAUGCGCCGCCUUCUGAAGACUUUUCAUUUUAGUAAAUGAACUUGAAAUAUAUUCUGUUUAGGAUUUCAUGAAUUAUUACUUUGCAGGAUAGAGAAAAUAUCCACCUUUAUUUUUUAUACAUGUUUGAAAAUGGCAUUGCUAGGAGUCUGUAAGCUAAUAUUGUCCCCACCAAUCACCAAAAUGGAGUGACUCUGGCACUUUGACAAGUAAAUGGUCUCCCUUUAACUUUUUUUGUACUCUAAAUUGGUUCACAAUUUGGCACUGAUUGAUUUCUUAAUAUAUCUUUAGAGUGAUUGACAUUCUGAUACAGAAUUCCAUAUCCCCUGCAUAGGCAUAUGAUUUAAAAUACAGCAUAGUGGUAACUAGCAUGCUGUUUUUUCAUUCUAUAUCUAUGCAGGAGAUUUGGCUCUGCAUAAGAAAAACAGACCUCAAACUAUGAUAAAAGACAAGAAAAUUAGACCUUUAAAUGACACUUUAUAAACAUCUAGAGAUUUCCUUGGGAGUGUUGUCAGCAUAUCUUGUGGGUAUGGGAAUUCUGAGUCUAUUCAUAAGUACAGUAUCCUGCGCAUAUUUGAUACGCAAGAUUUGAAGCUGUGUUAAGUCAUUUAGUUUACAUUGAACUCUGCAGCAAAAUUAGCAUCUUCAAAUUCUACACAUCAAAUAUAUUUGAUACUGUACGUGUGAGUUCACCUUUAGAGCAGGGUCCCAUUUCACACUGCGGAUGCACCGAUGCAUCCUCUGCUACGUACGGACACACAGAGCUACCUGCCCACGGCUGAGAGUUCACUCCGCCGUCCCUCUGUGGCUGCUGUCGGCACAACCGUGGCGUCAAAAAUGCUGCAGAUGUGCCCUAUGUGACCCUGCCCUAAACAGAAAGAGCAUGGUGUUCAAUUGUGUUGCACCCUUAUUACUCAAGUGAGCACUAAGGUGUCCGGCAGAUGAAGCCAUGCGGGUGCUAUGUUCUGAAAUGCCUUACUGAAAUUAAGAUAAAUACAUUUUUUUUAAACCUGUUACCUUUAUGACAAAUCAACCAUGUAUAUGGCUGAUGAAAUAUACAUAUGAAAUACUAGGAAUCUUAUUAUUCUGUAAAGCUGGUAAAAUCACUGAGCUUUUGUUCAGCCUUUAAAGGGAUUGUUCAGGACUUGAUGGCGUAUCCUUGGACAAACCAAUCAUUAUCAAUUUUGGUGACAUUCACAAAAUUCAGUCAAGACGCUCACUUCUUUAUUGUUUACCAGACACAGCUUCAUACCUUAGUUGUGGCUGUGCCUGGAAUUACAACUCAUUCACAUUUACUUGAAAAGGAUGAAGCUGUGAUGUGCAUUAAUGGUAUGCACAACCAUUACUUGAAGCAGUGUAUCCCCACCACGGUACCUCCAGCUGUUGUAAAUCUACAUCUCUUAGCAUCCCCGUGGAAGGAUAGGAUAGGAUGCUGGCAUUUGUAGUUUUGCAACAGCUGGAGGCACCCUGGUUGGGAAACACUGAAUUAAAGUAUGGAGCUGUACCUGAUAAACAAAGAAUGGUAUACCGUGUCCUCUGGAGCACUGUGGCCCCUUCAAAUAGCUGAUCGAAGGUGGGUGCCAAGUGUCAGACCUCAACAUCUAUUACAGUAAAACCCCCCCUAAAAGACCACUUUGUUGAGAAGGCCACCUUAUUAUCCAUGCCAGAUUUUCAUGUUUACAUUUAUUAUGCAUUCUUUGAGAAGACUUUCCCAUUGAUUGACCACUUUUUUGUGAAAUUUUGGGUGGUAUUCUUAAAGAGUUUUCACUGUAUUUAAAGGGGUCUUCCCAUAAAUUGAAAAACCAGCCAUUUCCAUUGUGUCUGUGGCCAGAAGAGAUAGUCUAUUGUGAAUAUUACAAUAACCUUGGUAUAGUUUUCCAAGGUUACUGUAUAAAACAGUACCCUAUGUGUUUAAAAAAAUAAUUUAAAGAAAGUUUGGAAUUUUACAGUCCUUCUGGGUAAACUAAUAGAAAUGUAUUGUAAAAGUGUGUAUUGUAAAUAAGAUAACCUGAUUAUAUAGAGUGUAUGGUAUUUUUUCCUCUAUUCAUACUAUAAACUUUAGGGUGCCAAUAACAGCAGAGCCACCUGUGUUGUGUAAUUUGUUUAACUUCUAUUGACAUUGAUGGGAGUUACACAAACUGCGGAGCCCUGUGAGCUACAUAAAUAGUGUAGCUUUCAGCGCUCCGCCAUUUGUACACCUCCGAUUAAUGUCAAUUGGACUUACGCAAAAUGCGUAACACAUCCAACACAGCUAAUUUCGGCACCUGACUAUCUCUGUCAGCCGACAGACUGGAGAUGCCGGGUGACCAUAUUUUCAAUUUGUGGGAAAAGCUCUAACACCAAUGACCUAUCUUUAGGAUAGGCCUUAAAGUCAUGGAUAACCCAUUUAAAAUAACUUCCCACUCUGUGUAAGACAAGGAUGGUGCUACGAUGGUUUCAUUUGAUAAUGCAGCUGUUGCUAAUGUCUGUGUAUAUUGUCCUGUUGAUGUUAAGUUGUGCCUUUUUGUUCAUUAUUCAGCAAGAUCAUUUUAAAACCUAGCCCUGAAAACAGAUCUUAUAGGAAUUGGUCAUUGCUCUAAAAAGGUUGUUUUGCUGACCCCAGGGCAGUGCUAUAAAGUGCAUUCCAUUUAUCUCUUUAAAUGUUUUAUAACCUUCUUUAAAGGGGUACUCUGCCCCUAAACAUCUUAUUUCCUAUCCAGGGGAUAAGAUGUCUGAUUAAGGGGGUGUGACCGCUGGGACCCUCCGAGAUCUCCAGCACAGCACCCCAGUCAUCCGGUGCUUGGAGCAAACUCUGCUCCAUGCUGCAUGGUGGCCGUCACGCUGCCUCUAUUCAUGUCUAUGAGAGGAGGCGUGACUGCUAUGUACUAGCCAUUACCCCCCCCCCCCCCCUUUCAUAAGCAUGAAUGGAGGGGGUGUAGCGUGAAAUCAAGAACACAGAAGCGACAAGCUUCCAUGUCCAGAACACUGCGGUGCCGGCCCGGAGAUCACAGUGGGUUCCAGUGGCCGGACCCCCAGGAUCAGACAUGUUAUCCCCUAUCUUUGGUCAAUAUUGGUCAAUUGUCGCAUAUACAAAUGCCCCUUAAAGUGUACUGUACGUUCACCUUAAAUUUUUUGUGUGCAUUUUCUAAUUCUAAGGUCCUCGUAUGUUCCUAACACAGUUUGUGAUACAGUGCAUACAUGGUGUAUCUUAAUACACCAUGUUGUUUUCUUCUGUUUAUCUUCUUCCUUUCUUUAGACCUUGUUGACACAACAAAAGCGUAAAUGGGUUGUCCGGAAUUACAGAAACAGUUUCACACCUGUCUGUAUUUUUUUAGUAUUGCAGUUCAGCCCUAUUGACGUGAAUAGAGCUAAGCUGCAAGACGACAAACAACUUCUGGACAGGGUGGCACUCCUUUUAGAAGAAAGCAGCAACGUUUUUUUAAACUGCAGUGUGUAAAAAAGGACUUAUGGUUUUCUAGAUCCUAUUAUGUCCAGCUGCUCAGUAAAAUUCACUGUGAAUGCUCAAUGCAAGCACAUGUAACUAUGUAUAACAAGGAGCUAUGGGCUUCACAUAUUUGUGACAACACAUGUAUGCUUCCAGAUCUCUAUUUCCCUUUCUUAAAUACAGUUUAUAAAGUGGGGUAUGAGACUCCUAUGCACUUAGCAUGCGUUUACAUGGACUUGUGUAUUAUAAUGGCUGUCAAAGAGCACUAACAAGUGACAGUCGUGUUUCAGAGCAAAAACUGAGAAAACCCUUUGUAAGUUUUGAUUUCAGGCAGCACUCUCAUUCAAACAUCCCAACUCCCAAUAUAAAGUAUACAAGAGAAGAAUUGUCAACACUCCAAGAAAUUUUUCGUAAAAGGCAGUUUAUGAGAAGGUGAUGUUUUUUUGUGCCCGACCCUACAUCAGACGUUUCCUGCCAUGUUAUCUAUGCAUCAAUAAAGAAACCUCAAUUUUCGCUGACUUUUCUUCUCUAGUAAAGGCCAGUGACAAUGUAAUGCUUUGUGCUAUGAUCGUUUUCUUUUUCCUUUACAGGAGGAAAGUAAAUUAGAUGGGUAAUAAUAUCCUAAAAGGGAUUUUUUUAUACAAUGUUUUCACCAGUAAAGAGGGGAUUUGGCUUCAGCUGUUACUUUACAUUAAAACUAAUCUGUUGCUAUGCAUUAAGAAUGGUGACCAUGCAUGCACAUCCAUCUCUCCACUGCUUAAUCUUGUAAAUUAUAGAUCGACACUUUAAAGGACUUGGAUAAUCGCAAGUACAAUAUAGAAAUGCAAAUUUAUUGUAAUAGUGAUAAAGAUGAUAAACGUUUAGUUAGGAUCUAAUAUAAAAGCUGCACUAUGUUUCUUUGUUUCUAUUAAACCAAUGCACGAAAACUGCCCCUAAAAAAAGAUAAUCUCAUCGUGUAAUUGAAUAUUUUAUAGUCAUCAUUCUGAUAAGGUCUAAUAAGGAAUCUAAAUUACAUGAGACUUUCACAACUACACUAUGCUUGAACAAUUCAGUUGUGAGCCAAUGUAAUUGUAUUUGGCAAUGAACAAUGGCUGGCACUUACACUCCAAAAUGUCAUCUUUUCAUCUUUGCAAUUUUUUCCUGUUAUGCCAGAUAUCUCAAAUGUAGCUUUACUCUUUGUACUACCUAAUGAUAUGAAAAAACUGGAAAAAAAAGCUAAAUUAGGAAUUGUGUGCCUUAUUUUUACUAUGAAAAAUCUAUUUUGUAACAGAGUCAUAAAUCGUAAUGUUUCUUGUUAAGAGUAAUUUUUUUAUAAUGCGACAAACUUUA
This is a messenger RNA of Hyla sarda, 6457 nucleotides long. It is a transcript of the gene SGK3, whose product is annotated as serum/glucocorticoid regulated kinase family member 3. Lineage: Eukaryota; Metazoa; Chordata; Amphibia; Anura; Hylidae. The record is from RefSeq and is a predicted model, not a curated record. Gene Ontology annotation, molecular function: ATP binding; protein serine/threonine kinase activity; phosphatidylinositol binding. The coding region runs from base 258 to 1739 and encodes 493 amino acids. The transcript has 17 exons. Gene Ontology annotation, biological process: protein phosphorylation.